AUGUCAAUGACGGUCGAAAGUGAUGAAGAAGAUGACAGUCCAAAUGUGGACAUCGGAUCAGUCAUUUAUGGUGAUCAGUUUGACGGAGCAUGCUGUGCCAAUCGUCGGCGCAAGCUGUGGCUACUAAUGGAAGACCCGAGUUCCAGCACUGGCGCUAAGGUGAGACAGUUGCUUAAAGUUGGAUUUAAUAUCCUGGCCGGUACACAAAAAUGGCUUAAAGUGCUUUAUUCCGUGUACAGGCGCAUCUGUGAUGAAGACGAUGAAUUGGCGGAGGUCACUCCUGAGGCGGUGCCCGAUGAAGUACGUGAAUGGCUGGCGGCAACUUUCACCAGGCAGUCAGUCGCAACAAAGCGAGAGAAGCCGAAAUUCAAAUCUGUGGCCAAUGCAAUACGUACAGGGAUCUUCUUCGACAAGAUGUUUCGUAAGACGCAAAUAUCACUUGCUCCACUCCCGCCUGAAAUUGCUACCUUGAUGAAGUUAGUUUUCGUUUACUGGUUUUGUAGGCGCAUCUGUGAUGAAGACGAUGAAUUGGCGGAGGUCACUCCUGAGGCGGUGCCCGAUGAAGUACGUGAAUGGCUGGCGGCAACUUUCACCAGGCAGUCAGUCGCAACAAAGCGAGAGAAGCCGAAAUUCAAAUCUGUGGCCAAUGCAAUACGUACAGGGAUCUUCUUCGACAAGUGA
Messenger RNA from Gongylonema pulchrum, 681 nucleotides. Lineage: Eukaryota; Metazoa; Nematoda; Chromadorea; Rhabditida; Gongylonematidae. The record is from the annotation of a GenBank genome assembly.